Molecule: messenger RNA, 2796 nt
Organism: Plasmodium relictum
Lineage: Eukaryota; Apicomplexa; Aconoidasida; Haemosporida; Plasmodiidae
Exons: 4
Coding region: 1-2796 (931 amino acids)
Source: RefSeq, a predicted model, not a curated record
AUGGAUAUGAUAUUAAAAUUUAGGGGAAAUUUUAGUAUAUUAUUAAUUAUGGAUUUAAUGAUUUUACCUUUUUAUUUAAUUCCAAUAAAAAAUAUAUACCAAAUAAUUAAAAAAAAUUUUAUGUGUAAAUUUAUUUUUCUUUUUUUUCUUUUCCUUUCCUUAACCAAUAUUUGUAUUACACAAGAUCCACAGCAAGAUGAGCCCAUUGAUUUAUCCAUGAGGAAAUAUGUCUACUCUAAUUGUAAUGAAAAAAAAAAAUCUAUCAUCAGUAGCUCAACACAUAGAUAUAACGGAAAAGAAGAUAAUAAUUUUUAUUUUCCUACAAACAAAUGUAAUUUAAUUCAAGAUGAAGGAAAAUCUAUAUCAAACAAUGUAGCAAGCACAGAAAUUAAAGAAAAGGAAUUAUACCAUGACUUAAAUAAUGCAUCAUCUAAUUCAGAAAAUACAUAUUUUGACUCAAACACAUUCUUUGAUAAAGAAAAUUUGUCUUUUGAUUUAGAAAAUACACUCCCUGAUUUAAAUAAAGUUACUUCUGGUUUAGAAAGUAUAUCAGUUGAUAUACAGAAUAUAUCUGCUGAUUUAGAAAAUGUACCAUUUGAUUUGGAGAAUUUAUUAGAUAAUUUAGAAAAUGAAUCAUAUGCCUUAGAAAAGGAACCAGCUGAUUUAGGAAACUUAUUAGAUAAUUUAGAAAAUGAGCCAUACGACCCAGAAAAAGCGACAGAUCAUUUUGGUAAAUCGUCACUUGAUUUAGAAAAAUUAUUGUAUAAUUUAGAAAAUUCAUCAGAUGAUUUAGAAAAGACAUUAACUUAUUCAAACAAAGAAUCUGUUGAUUUAGAAAACUUAUUGGAUAAUUUAGAAAAUAAGCCAUAUGACUUAGAAAAGGCAGCAUAUCAUUUUGACAAAUCACCAUUUGAUUUAGAAAAGACGUUAACUGAUUCAAAAACUGUACCAUUUGAUCAAAAAAUGGAAAGAGCUAGCAUGGAAAAUGUACCUAUUAACUUAGAAAACACACCACUUUAUUUAGAUAAUUUAUCAUUUGAUUUAAAAUCCUUGCCAAAAGAUUUAGAAGACUUGUCAUAUGAUAAGGUAAAUAAUCCUUCUGAUUUAGAUAAAUUCAUUGUUGAUUUGGAAAAGGAAUCCCUUGACUCAUUUAUAAAACUCUAUGGCUUAGAUAAUGAUGAUGAAAAACAAAUUAUAAAUAAUACAUUAAAGAGAAAGAGUGAAGAUAGUAUUCAAAGUAAUGCAAAAAGGAAGAAGAUUGCUGAUAAAGAAUAUAGUAAUGAAAAUAAUACAACGAUAGAAAAUAAUAUUAAUAGGAAACAUUACGGCAAAAACCGUCUAAAUUUUACUACGAAGGAAUAUCAAAAUCUUGAAUUAUAUAUUAAAAAUUUUAUAGUGAAGAUUUUUCCUAUUAAAUUAAGUCACAUUUCAGAUACUGUAAAUCCAUUAUUACAGGAAAUAUGGGACUAUAUUAAAAAUACACAUAAUGAAUUUCGAAACAUGUUCAUUACGGAUGUUCAUUCAUUAAAAAAUCUUAUAAAUGAUCAAAUAAAAAAUGUUGAUUUGAAUUCUCAAAGAAGAAUGAAAAAAUAUUAUGAUUCUCUUUAUAUGAACAAAAGAGAGUCUAAAAAAUCGAGUUAUGCAUAUAUGAAGGCAUUUAAGCAUGAAAUCACCUAUAAUUUAACUGCAGAGAAAAAAAUAUAUCUUAGUAUAAAAGAAUUUUUAAAAAAAUUCGAACAUUUUUUUCCAGAUUUUGAAAAAUUUAAAGGAACAGCUAAUGUAUUAUCACAUUGGGCAAGCAACCUUGUGGGUAAUAAGUUGUUUCUUCAUCCAAGAACACUUCAAGCUGAAGAUAAUUUAGAUGCCUUUUUAAAUACAAUGCUAAAUAUUGAUGAAUUAAUAAAAUCUUUUGAAAUUUCAUGUGAAGAAGGAAAGGAAUUUAAUGACGAUACUAAAUCAAGUCGCAUUAAAAGAUCUCUUGGUGAUCUUAUGGUAAAAGUAAAUAAUAUGUUACAACAUAAUUUACGAGGAUGCUUAAGAUAUUUGAAAUACCUUAAUUUGCCAAAUAAAGAGGAAAAAAUAUUAACAGAAUAUGUUUUUUACAUCCUCAGUGAAGAGAGUACUGCGCACAAAAAAUAUUUAAAAGAUCAUAUUGCAUAUUCAUAUAAUGAAAAAAUCUUAAAAAAAUUGGAAGAUUUUUUAUUAUUAGAAAGUAAAAAUAUCUUAAAAAAUCAGAAAAAAUCUUCUGAAAUCUUUAAUAUAAGUUUGCAUGAAAAAUAUUUAGGUAAUAAAUCCCUAGAUCAUUUAGUUAUUGACUCUACCAUAUCGAAAGUUUUAUCCAAUAUAUAUAAACAUUUUUUACAAUUAUUGAAACUUGUAUAUUUUAAGGAGCAUCUAUCAUGGGUAAUAGAUAUAGUUGAUUCAAUGAAAAUAAUGAAAUUACAAGAAAUGAGAAGCAUCACAUGUAAUGCAAUGAAUAAGAAAGGACACCUAACUAAUUCUAUAGAGAAUAUGAAAACACAAUUUAAAAGUAUUAAAACGGAUUUAGAUUAUUGCAUCUUAUUUAAUUCUUUACAAAAAAAUAUAAACGAAGGUAAUGAAAAAAUAAUGAAAGCAUAUAGUAAUUUUAAAGAUAUUAUAUUUAUUUUUCAGAGCGCUGGGCGUAUACUCUAUGAACAUAUGAAUGAGAAAACCACUUCACAAAAUAAAGAUAAAACUAUUAAAAUGGAAAAUGUUUUAUUUGCAUUAUUUUAUAUUAAUCAAAUAAUAACAGAUCGGACAAUAGAGGAAAUAUAA